UGCAAUUAUCACCAGGCGUCUUAGUAGAGAUGAGAGUGAAACUGGGGCAAGAAUACCGCUGGAAGACUAAGAUCGCGGUCUCGGGGUUUUAGCCGAACUCCCGGAUGUCUCUGGUCUCUUCAUCUGUGGCUUUGGAAAGAUGCCGGCCAAAUCUAAGGAUCACCCGUCUCGGAAUCCGGAGCUUGCUCCCGGCAUUAGCCGAUACAGCCGCUCAGCCAUCUACAAGAAACGGGCGCUGUACAAACGCAAAAAGACAGGGGUAAAGAAAGUAGUUCAGGAUGAACCCAGAACUAAGACCAAGGACAUCGGAGGAGAUAAGAACGGAGGAAAGAGAGUCGUCCCCGUCCAAAGAGAGUCUCGCUACUACCCCACUGAGGAUGUGCGUCGUCGCCUGGCCAACAGAAAAAAGCCUGGUAUGGCUAAGCUGAGAAGUUCUAUCACUCCUGGCACUGUCCUCAUUCUCCUGGCUGGUGCCCACCGUGGAAAGAGAGUAGUCUUCUUGAAGCAGCUCAACUCUGGUCUUCUUUUGGUCACAGGACCCUUUAAGAUCAAUGGUGUCCCCCUGAGACGCAUCCCACAGUCAUACGUUAUUGCCACUAGCACACACAUUGAUGUCAGUGAUGUAAAGCUCCCAGAACAUGCUUUUGCUGAUGAGUCUUACUUCAAGGGUGAGCCCAAGAAGAAGAAGCGCUCAGAGGACAUGUUUGAGGAAGCCGCUGAGGAAAAGAAACCUAGUGAACAGCGCAUUGCUGACCAAAAGGCAGUGGAUGACCAGAUCCUUCCAAAGAUCUCUGCUGUCCCCAACAUGAAGAAGUACUUGUCAUCUCUGUUCUCCCUGAGGAAGGGCCAGUUCCCUCAUGACAUGGUGUUCUAACCGUUCUAAUUCGAGAUGAAUAAUUAAAAAUACCAACCCCUGAAAA
Messenger RNA from Nematostella vectensis (starlet sea anemone), 920 nucleotides. Its product is annotated as 60S ribosomal protein L6. The coding region runs from base 140 to 874 and encodes 244 amino acids. The transcript has 5 exons. Gene Ontology annotation, molecular function: RNA binding; structural constituent of ribosome. Lineage: Eukaryota; Metazoa; Cnidaria; Anthozoa; Actiniaria; Edwardsiidae. Gene Ontology annotation, cellular component: ribosome; cytosolic large ribosomal subunit. The record is from RefSeq and is a predicted model, not a curated record. Gene Ontology annotation, biological process: cytoplasmic translation; ribosomal large subunit assembly.